Oncorhynchus keta (chum salmon) is the source of this 501-nucleotide messenger RNA. RefSeq names its product protein LKAAEAR1-like. Bases 1 to 501 code for a protein of 166 amino acids. Lineage: Eukaryota; Metazoa; Chordata; Actinopteri; Salmoniformes; Salmonidae. The record is from RefSeq and is a predicted model, not a curated record. The transcript has 3 exons.
AUGACCGACGCACCAGCCAAGCCCCAUACCGUCGUCUGCAGGAAUUGGAGAAAUGCUACAGCAGCGGAACUUCGUGAGAUGUGCCCACAGCAAAAGGCCCGUUAUUUGGCUUAUGAGGAACCACCUAAGGAGGCGCAGGGUGUGAUGGCUGUAGCGCGGCAGAGGGUGUGUGCCAGGCUGACAGAGUGGAAAGACAGACAGGCCAAUGUGAAUGUUGCGCAACAGUCAGAAAGAGCUAACACAAUAAUCGGUCAACUGAAGGCUGCAGAGGCGCGCAACAGGGUUCGCCUUAUGAGGCUGCGUCACCAGAACAUCAGGACCCAAGAUAUAAGUCUGAUGAUCGCCUGUCAGCCCACUGCUCAGAGGGCUGUACGGCUGGAGCUUUUACUGCCACAAGAAGAGACAGGACUCAAUGUUCCGGAUCCUUUUGACAAACUCCAGAGGAAGAGGGUUGAGCAGCUACUGGAUAAGAGCUGGGGAACUCUGGAAAGAAGGUGGUGA